This is a messenger RNA of Erythranthe guttata (spotted monkey flower), 1301 nucleotides long. RefSeq lists its product as uncharacterized. Lineage: Eukaryota; Viridiplantae; Streptophyta; Magnoliopsida; Lamiales; Phrymaceae. The record is from RefSeq and is a predicted model, not a curated record.
GAGCUAUUAUCGAGCCGACUCAGUUCAUUUACACCCCUACACACAUACAUACUUUUUACAGAUUUACAUUAACAUCUACAAGACGACCACACCACCUACACUUGUGCCAAAACAAAAUUUCAAAAUCACUUUCUCUUUUUUCUUUUUUUCCAUAAACAAUUUCAAAAUCACUUGCAACUGAUAAAGUAAGUGGAGUAAAAAAGUUUGGAGAAUCUCCUUUUUUUUUUUUUUUUUCUUUUUCUUUGUGCUUAUAUAUAUAUACAUAUAUAUCACUACUUCUUUCCUGCUUCAAUGCAUUUAUUGCCACUCCAAAAAAUCUAAGGAAAAAGAAAAACCAUUAUUUCAUCCUCUUCUAAUUUUUUUAUUUUAAAAAAAAAAGAAUUAAUUUAAUUCCGAAAAAAUGGACACAUUCAACAACUUUCAAGACAUCAGAGUUGAGAAAGCAAACGCGGUUUUAAGGUACCGCCGUAUUCGAAAAAUCACGGCUUUGUUCCGUUUCGUCGAGCUCUUCGUUUUCCUCGUGACCGUGUCUAGGUUCUGCUCUCAGUUCGCUUCGUCGGUGAAGCUGUCGGCGGGGGAGUACUUCAGUGGAAUCUCCAUCGCGCUAAUCAGCCCCCGGUUCGUUUUUCUAGUCGGAAACGCUAUCGUCAUAGUUCUGUUCUUCAAAUCGGGCCGAUUUUCCACCAAUAAUAAUAGUGGAGGAGAGAAAACCGCCGAUUUUUACGACGAGUACGUGGCGAAAUGUUGGCGGAAUCCGCAAUCGCACAACAAACUAGAGGAGAAAAAAGCGUGCGACGCGCGCGGCGAAGGAAUGAAGAUACAGAGGAGCCACUCGGAGAAUCAGAUGAUGCACGUGGACGAGCGCCGCCGCCAGCUGAGGCGGAGCGUGACGGAGCGGUGUCGGAAAAACUCGGACUGCGGGCGGAAGCUGGUUUCAGCAGAGGCGAACCGCUCUUCGUACGAGGAGGAUGGGAUGAGCGGCGAAGAGUUCCGGCGAACAGUGGAAGCGUUCAUCGCCCGGCAGCAGAGGUGUUUGAGGGAGGAGGAAGAUGAUUUUACAGCUGCGGUUUCGAUCAAUUGAAUCCCGGAUAUGCUGUUUUAGAUCCUUCGUAGUUUUAGCAUCGUUUUCUUUUGGGGGCUAUUUGGUAAUUUAGACUCGAUUAGUUAGAACCUAGAAUUGUAUAUUUAUGUAACAAAUAUGUACAUGGUUUUUAGAUGACAUAUGUAGGGGAUGUUAUUGUUCAGCUCUCUUUUCCUUUUCCCCCUAAAAAUAAAAUAAAAUAAAAAUAAACGAUUAACAG